AUGGAACACGAAUGCGACGAUGUAUUUGCUGAACUCUACUCCAACUGGCGCCAAGGUUUUCCUUCAAAGCCCACUAGACACUCCGAUAUCUGGAGUGUCACCGAGUCGGCGCUUGCCUCUGAAGGACCUAUGUCCGGAGAGGAUGACUGCCCUUUUGAAUACACGAACGACCAGUCGUGUGCAGAGGGGCUCCAUGAAGCAUUAGAAGAGGAUCUUCAGGAUGAAGCGGAAGGGGAGCACUGGAUCCAAGGAACGCAGAAUCUGGCUCGCUAUGGGAACGAGACGGCCCAGGAUAAACGUCCCCAGGUUCCCGAGGAGAUCCGUCGGGUGUUCACCUAUCUGGAUAGUCAGGUGGAGGGCAUCAAGGGUCAGCUUGGGAAACAAGGAGUGUGGAAUAAAAGUAUACAACAGAGUGUGGAGACUAUAGCAGCGGGAUAUGACGAGUUUAAAGCCUUGAAAGAGACCUUGGAAGCGUUGCAAGAAGAUAUUGAUAAACUACGCCUGGCGCAGGAGGGUACGACAGAGCGAAGAACGGGGCGCAACAAACGAAUCGCGCAGUGA
Molecule: messenger RNA, 561 nt
Organism: Penicillium longicatenatum
Lineage: Eukaryota; Fungi; Ascomycota; Eurotiomycetes; Eurotiales; Aspergillaceae
Exons: 3
Coding region: 1-561 (186 amino acids)
Source: RefSeq, a predicted model, not a curated record